Messenger RNA from Hippocampus comes (tiger tail seahorse), 1397 nucleotides. It is a transcript of the gene emd, whose product is annotated as emerin. The record is from RefSeq and is a predicted model, not a curated record. Lineage: Eukaryota; Metazoa; Chordata; Actinopteri; Syngnathiformes; Syngnathidae. Bases 35 to 613 code for a protein of 192 amino acids. The transcript has 7 exons.
GUGGCUGAUUGGGCCGACCAUGUGACGUCUCCCGAUGGACACGCCCUACGCCGUCUUCCUUUUCAAUCCAAAACUUGUCUGGCUGGGACCAUUUUUUUCUCCUUGGCGAAACUUUUUUUCACCUCUGUUUCAAAAAAUGUCUUUGAGUGGCAAAAGCGAUGAAGAGCUCAGCAAGUUGCUUACCGAGUACGGCAUCAAACAUGGACCCAUAGUUGACUCUACUCGCAAGUUGUAUGUGAAGAAGCUUGAGAGGGCCAUGGAAAAACUGCCAGUGAAAACCUCCUCUGAUAAGACUUACUACAGAGAGGAAGAAGAGGAAAUUACGUACGUCACGUACCGUAGCCCGGUCAGACAUGAAGGUUAUGAAGACAUGCUCAGAAGGAGAUACAACAAUGAACCAUAUGACGAUGAGGAAUCAGACGCAGACAAACGGCCCAUCCUGCGCAAGAGCAGAGCAGCCAAUCAGAACGCCGAGCACUCCAAGGAGACCGUCCAAUCUGGCUGCAGCAUGUGGGGUGUGAUAAGAAUACUACUGCUACUAGCAGUGGUAGCAGCUGCCUACUACAUUUACUGUCACAUGACCAAAGACGAAAAUCCUUUCAAGCUUCAAUGAUCGAUAAACGACCACUUCAAAGAUGCCAGGUCAUUUGCAAAACUCAGAUCUAGAUUGAUGAAUUCACUGCCAGCCCAGUUGAAAAUGAAUCCUUGACAACUGUCACGUCAGUGGCAGUUAAUAAGUUCACUUGUAAAAAAAAAAAAAAAAAACUGGGCCUUGCUCUUUAACACACUGAGCCUUUAAGAUGUAGUGGGUCUGAAAAUAAUACAGGCCCCUGUCCAAAUUUCAAAUUGUUGUGACAUGAAAAAUGAGACCAAGAUAAACCAUUUUGCAACUUUUUUCCACCAUUAAUUUGACCUAUGACCUGUUAAACUUUUUUUUUUUUCCGAGGGGGAAAAAAAUAAAGUUGCAUAAAUAUGGACACCCCCAAUCUAACCCUUUGUUGGUGCACCUCUGUCUUAUAUUAGGGUACUCUCUUUUUGGGUAGAAGUCAGUCGGUGUGGCAUGUUUUGAUGUGACACCUGCCCAAGUUUGCAUUGCAAAAUUGCAUCAAAUCUUUUGGAUUCCGCAGGCAAUAAUCUCUACAACACCCCACAGGUGUUCAAUGGAGCUCUUCAUAAUUCGGUCCACCUUAACUAGGGCCUCAUGAAGAAAAAUAGCCCCGAAGCGUAACACUACCACCAGUACACUCCAGUGUUGGUAGUUUUGUGUUCAUUUGGUGAUGAACAUUGUUGGGUUUCUGGCAAACAUAUACCUUUUAGAAUUUUAGCACAAAAGGUUGACCUUUCUUUCGUUGGAAUAUAAUUGUUCUACCACAUGCAUUUGGGACAUUUAAGUUUUU